AUGAGUGAAACUUCAGAGGUGUCCAAGAACUCGACUCAGGCCGGAGUGGACGAGCAGGACGCUCAUUUAUUCGUGCUAGUUCACGGGCUUUGGGGUGGUCCAAAUCAUAUGAGAACCAUAGAAUCCACAAUAACUGAUUUAUUACCUGACAUAUCCAAAGAGAAAAUAGUCACCUUGAAGCCGUCAAGCUUCAGAUUCUGGAAGACCUACGAUGGGUUGAGACUUAAUUCGCAAAAGGUCAUAACUGAAAUCUUCUACGAGAUCGAAGCCUUGAAAGGCAAUAACUUGAAUGUGAAGAAAAUCAGUUUCGUAGGAUAUUCCUUGGGUGGUUUGAUUUGCAGAUAUAUCAUUGGGCUAUUGAAUGAAAUCAACUUUUUUGAUCAUGUUGAGCCUAUUAUUUUCACAACUUUUGCUACUCCUCACGUAGGAAUCGAGUUCUUCAACAAGAAUAUCUUUGACUCAACUGCAAACAAAUUAGGAAGAUAUUUAUUCGGAAAAUCCGGCAGAGAGCUUUUUCUUCAUGAUACCCAAAAGGCAUUGAAAGACAUGGCAGAUCCUGAAAAGUAUUUUUACCAAGGGUUAGAGAAAUUCCAAAAGCACAUUCUCCUAGCCAAUAUCAAGAAUGACCGGUCAGUGGCAUUCUAUACCUCCUACAUCACUGAGUAUUCCCCAUUCGAUGAUUGGAGCUUGGUAGAGAUCAAGUAUCUAUCAGAUUUACCAACGGCAAGGAUAGGAAAGUCUCACGUCAAGCCUAAGUUUGUCGAUUUAACUCAAUCAAAUCUUUUAACAAAGACUGAAGCAGAAGAUUUUGCGGGAAAUAUUCAGGAGGAAACGUCAAUUCUAAGAAGAAAUAAGAUCAUCAAGGUUUUGGUUGUUAUUGCAAUCACUUUAUUCUUCCUUCCAAUUUGGAUCCCAACCAUUGUCAGCACCAGUGUGUUCGUUUCUGUUUACAGUUUGUUGAAGAUCCGAAUUGUUACUGCUCCAAACAUUGAAGCGCAUUGGGCAAGAGUCAGAGAUUCAGUUUUUAGGGGAUCUCCUGUAGAUCCCCAAGACGCAAAGGUGGGGCAAGAUAGAAGAGAUCAAAGAAGAAGGUUGGCCAGACACGAGUCAUUCAAAGGUGAUACCUCGCAAAUGACUGAGAACGCGUUGGAAAAUUUCAUGUAUGCCGAAGAACGAUUCCACAGACGCUCAAAUGCAGGGAAUGACGACAAUAUCAUCGAGGAAGAAGAUGGUCAAGAUGAUGACGAAGAGGAGGAGCUAACUACGGUACUUGGUCGUUCGAAACACAUUGAGAUUGAUGUUCCUGGAAAUGACGGACAAGCCGUAGCACACCUCGAAACCUUAAGACUUAAGGAUCUUUCUAAAUUUCCGUUAUUCACUGAGCAGGCAAAAUUGGCUAUUGGUGCAGACAAGAAGUUUAUUAUCGAUAAUCUCAACCAGCUCAACUGGAUCAAGAUUCCGGUGUAUUUGGAUUGCUGGAACGCCCACGAUGCUAUUGUGAGCCGUAGGGGCCCACGUACCAAUGCCAAGGGAACCUCUGUGAUUGGAUUGUGGUGCUCAAUUUUGCGAAACCACUUGUCGGGCAAGGAUAAGACUAGCUAG
Molecule: messenger RNA, 1602 nt
Organism: Suhomyces tanzawaensis NRRL Y-17324
Lineage: Eukaryota; Fungi; Ascomycota; Pichiomycetes; Serinales; Debaryomycetaceae
Product: putative hydrolase
Exons: 1
Coding region: 1-1602 (533 amino acids)
Molecular function (GO): monoacylglycerol lipase activity
Source: RefSeq, a predicted model, not a curated record